AGGCGCCGAGCCCGAUGGGGAAGUCGGACCCUGACUGCGUCAACUCGUCGAACCCGUUCCACGAGUGCUCCGACUACUGCCACCGCAAGAUCGCCGAGGCCAAGCGGCGCCUCCUCGAGGAGCAGGAGUCGUGGAAGAAGCCCGCGGCGGAGCGCACGGUGCACCCCGACUGCGUCAACGCCUCCAACCCCUACCAUGACUGCUCCGAGUUUUGCUUCAAGAACAUCGCCAACGCCAAAGCAGCGUUGGAGCGUGGGGAGCAAGAGCCGGCUGCCGGAGGCUCUGGCAAAUCGGAGGUUGCGCCGGAGCAGGCUGACGGUGAUGAUGGUUCCGAGCAGCAGGAGGAUGCAGCCGCUAAUGACGGUUACCCCCAGAUGACUGAAAAGCAGAAGAAGCUCUUUCAGCUGCAGCUUAAGAUGAACGAAGCUAGGAAGGCGAACCAGCAGGCGAUGGUUGCGGAGAAGAAGAGGAUGGAGCCUCGUGGCGAGAGCAAAGGCGUAUCCAAGGAGAAGUGGCUGGAAGAGAGGAAGAAGAAGAUCGGGAGGCUGCUCGACUCGAAUGGCCUGGACAUGUCCAAGUCUUACAUGCUUGACACACAGGACAUGGCAGAAGCAAAAUACAAGAAGUGGGAGAAAGAACCUGCGCCAGAUGGCUGGGAUGUUUUCAACCAGAAAACCUUGUAUACUGCAUACAAGAAGAGGACCAAGAAUAUAGAAGUCAACAUGGAUGCAUACAAUAGGGCGAAAGAAACCGAUCCUGAAUUCUACCGCGAGGCUUCAAGUCUUCAAUAUGGCAAGGUGUCUAAGGUGGCGGAACCAAACAUUGACCGAAUGGUUAAUGAGCUCAAGGAGCGGGAUGAGAAACGGAAAUCAUUCAGCAGGAGACGCAAGUUCAAUGAAGACAAGGACAUUGACUCGAUCAACGACCGGAACGAGCACUUCAACAAGAAGAUUGAGAGGGCCUUUGGCAAAUACACGCUUGAGAUCAAGAACAACUUGGAAAGAGGGACUGCCUUGCCAGAUUAAUAUCCUUGUCCAAUGUUUGGGCGUUUGGAGCUAUCCACUCAACUUGAAGUGUGGAGCCUGCUGUUUCUUCCACUGGUUUCCUUGCUUGCAACUUGUGUCAGAAGCUUUUACUGAAUUGUAAGAAUGUGAUACUUGAUUGUAAUGUAAUGAUGCUGAGACUGGUGACAUGUACAAACAGUUCUGUAUCCAAAGUGAAAUCCAAGUUUCCAUUA
Messenger RNA from Lolium rigidum, 1237 nucleotides. RefSeq names its product pre-mRNA-splicing factor syf2. Gene Ontology annotation, cellular component: catalytic step 2 spliceosome; Prp19 complex; post-mRNA release spliceosomal complex. Lineage: Eukaryota; Viridiplantae; Streptophyta; Magnoliopsida; Poales; Poaceae. The transcript is spliced from 5 exons. Bases 15 to 1025 code for a protein of 336 amino acids. The record is from RefSeq and is a predicted model, not a curated record.